GCGUGUCUUGGAGAAGACGGCGGAGGUCUCGCCCACACCUCUGCAGGCUCCAGAAGUGCACAAGUUGCGGCAGAUCCAGGUGGUGGAGGCGGAAGCCAUUUUGCAAGAGCCAGCACGUGCAGCCACGGACACACAGAGCACGCAGGCCAGUCAAACCAGGAAGGGCAAACGGCGGCAGACAGCAUCCAGGGCAAUUGUGCACUUGUCCCACUGCUCUGUCUGUGGAUCCAGCGAUCACCGGGCACCAACCUGUCCUCAGAGGACUGCCCCGAGUGACGCGGACCAGCGCAAAGCCAAGGGUGCCGCCUUGGAGAAAACCCGCCGCAAGGUGCGUCUGGUGUCCCGCCUGAAGUACACUCCACUGCAUCAGCGCACCGUGGACUACAGCAACAAGUCCAGGCAGCGGAGUCGGGCCACCUUAUCCAGGGACUUCCUUACGUUUGCCCGGAUGCGUCCCAUGGAGCUGGCGCUGGCCCUCAUGGAGGGCCGAUUCGGCGGCGAGUCGAUCCUGGGGCCGCUUCGUCAAGGGCAGAAGGAGGAGGUUAACAUCACGCGGAAAGCCCUUCACUACCGCUGCCAGUCCUGCCGCGAGCGAGUCACAGUCGGCGCCGGGAACCCACUUUUUGAUUGCAGUGGAGCAGGGCAACACUCCUUGUCCCUGACCAUCCUGGCCUUCUGGAACUGUGUGGAAGGGAUUUCAAUUACCCACACAGUUAAACAGCUCGCUGUGGACGAGAAGGUUGUGUCCAGGUGGUAUCGCACGGCAAGGCAAAUUAUGGUCUGGGACAUCCUUCGCUUGCAGGAUGCCAUGGUCUUCGGCAAGGGCAAGGAGACCAUAGAUGUCGAGGCCGACGAGUCCCAGUUUCAGAACUGGGGUGUUAUCAACGACAGCUCCGGGGCCAGGACGUAUUACUGGUAUGUCUGGUUGGGUGUCAUUCAGCGCGGCAAUCCCUCGAAUUUCUAUUUGGAGAGCCUGGGCGUGACGGUGUCGCAUGGUGAGCCGCGUGUACCUCCACUCACUGCAAGCGCCUGGCGACAAAACUGUGACAAGUUUUUUGAUGUGGAUGCCAAUGUUGUGCUCAUGACCGACUCCGCGCAGGCAUACGCCUCGGUCAAUGUUCCUGGCAUUGUGGAGAAGCACACGGUGAACCACAGCGAGCACGAAUUCUCUCGCUCAGUUUCAGUGCUACAAAAUGUUUCCACACAGGAGCGGAGGCCCGGCGUGGCCGGCACGCAGCUUGUUGACAGGGAGUGGGGGCACCUCAAGGACAUGUUGCCAGACGGCCUUUCCGCGCGGACGGAGGAGGACCGAUUUGCCCAGAUGGAACGACAGGCAGGGAGGGUGAUGAUUGGAGUUUCAGGUACUUCGAAAGCCAGGAAGCGGGCCGCUGCGGCAUGCACGCUCUCAACAACUGCCUGGGUCAGCAAGUCUUCGCCAUCGAGGAUUUGGAUCGGCAAAGACGCCAGCGAUCACAUAGGCCCGGACGGCUGGUACAGCCACUCUGUUUUGGCACAGGCAUUGAAUCGUAUGCGCGAAGGGAACUUUGGUCUGGUCUUUCAACCCGUCUCUGCCGCUGCCUAUGAGGGUCUCCUUGUGAACCACGAUAACACGCAUUGGACUUGUGUGGCAAAGCAUGCGGAUGCUUUGUGGCAUGUGGACAGUUUAGAGGGACAGAGAUGCAUUCAGCAACCCGACGUCGCAAGCCUUCUUGAAAGAUUCCCAUCGACUUUUGCCAUCGCUCGCUGCCGCGAAGGGGCCGAGCCGAAUUUUCCAGAGCUGGAAAGAAUUUUGGGUGGCGUUGACGAUGAGGCGGCUGCGGAAUCCUAA
Symbiodinium necroappetens is the source of this 1828-nucleotide messenger RNA. The record is from the annotation of a GenBank genome assembly. NCBI's taxonomy places the organism in Eukaryota, Dinophyceae, Suessiales, Symbiodiniaceae.